Messenger RNA from Fusarium pseudograminearum CS3096, 1506 nucleotides. RefSeq lists its product as uncharacterized. Gene Ontology annotation, biological process: protein localization to plasma membrane; GPI anchor biosynthetic process. The coding region runs from base 1 to 1506 and encodes 501 amino acids. The transcript has 2 exons. The record is from RefSeq and is a predicted model, not a curated record. Gene Ontology annotation, molecular function: glucosaminyl-phosphatidylinositol O-acyltransferase activity. NCBI's taxonomy places the organism in Eukaryota, Fungi, Ascomycota, Sordariomycetes, Hypocreales, Nectriaceae. Gene Ontology annotation, cellular component: membrane; endoplasmic reticulum.
AUGCCUGAUACUGCCAGCUACAAGCAGCAAAAGGAGGACUUCGUGUCCAACCUUUCUGGUGGCUCUGUCGCAGAAAUCAACUAUGUUACAUCCGUUGCAGCUGUAGCUAUUCUACUUUGGUCCGUCCUCCAAGCCCGCCAGUCAUUCUUUGAACCAUACACGGCGUUGGCUUUCGCCGUCGACUUCCUCCUCAAUGUUGGCGCAAUCCUCCUCUCGGUGACCCUCUACUCCAACUCGCCACUUCUGCUCAACCUUCUCCUAAUUGCCCCCGCCAUCCUCGUCUUUACUCUACCACCCCGUUCUAGAAGUCCAAAGAAGAAGGCCAAGAUACCUCCCAAUGCCCGGUCCAACGAGAGCUCUGCGCAGCUGGAUAUCCUUUCAACAAAGCCAUUCCUCACAAACUUCCGUGGCUGCAUGUUGAUUGUCACCUGUGUGGCUAUCCUUGCUGUCGAUUUCCGCCUAUUUCCCAGACGCUUUGCCAAGGUUGAGACAUGGGGUACGUCUCUCAUGGACCUUGGUGUUGGAUCCUUUGUCUUUUCAGCUGGCCUUGUCGCAGCUCGUCCCGUAUUGCGAGAGAAAGCGACAGGUCGCGCUGGCGCUGUAGGCAACGCUUCAUCACUUUCCUCACGUCUCAUACAGUCGUUGCGCCAUUCCAUUCCACUCCUGGUCCUGGGCUUCAUACGGUUCCUGAGUGUUAAGGGCCUGGAUUACGCAGAACAUGUGACAGAAUACGGCGUCCAUUGGAACUUUUUUUUCACACUGGGAUUCUUGCCCCCUUUUGUGGCUAUCUUCCAAUCAGUGCGCAAAUUAAUUCCUUCAUUUGCGGCGCUGUCGUUGUUGGUGGGUGUCACAUAUCAGGUCCUGCUUGAAACCACUAGUCUGAAGGCGUACGUCCUCACGGCGCCCAGGACCGAUCUAAUUAGCAUGAACCGUGAAGGGAUUUUCAGCUUCAUCGGCUACUUGGCCAUCUUCCUUGCCGGACAGGAUACGGGCAUGUUUGUCAUUCCUCGUAAUCUUGUCCCCAAGAGUACUGCUGGUCCUGGAGCUCAACGGAACAAGCUUCUGAAGAUCACGGCCGUAUGGGGUGGAGUCUGGACAGGUCUCUAUGUGUUGUCCACCAACUACCAUUAUGGUUUUGGAUUAGCCGUGUCUCGUCGCAUGGCAAACCUACCCUACGUCUUGUGGGUUGUCGCCUUCAACACCGUACAACUCCUUGGGUUUGCUGUUAUCGACACGAUCUUCUUCCCUACAUUCUACAAUGCGCAGGAUGCGAAAACGGAGAAGGAGGCAUAUACACACGCCACCAGUCGGGUGAUGCGAGCGUACAAUCGCAACGGUCUGGCUGUAUUUUUGUUGGCAAACUUGUUGACUGGGUUGGUCAACAUGACUGUCAACACACUUGAUGCUACUCCCAUCGCUACGAUGGGCAUUCUCGUCGCAUAUAGCGCGACACUGACUGGUGUUGCUGUGGCAUUGGAUGUUUAUAACAUCAGCAUCAAGCUUUAA